Molecule: messenger RNA, 1662 nt
Organism: Megalobrama amblycephala (Wuchang bream)
Lineage: Eukaryota; Metazoa; Chordata; Actinopteri; Cypriniformes; Xenocyprididae
Product: LIM/homeobox protein Lhx8
Exons: 8
Coding region: 433-1518 (361 amino acids)
Biological process (GO): regulation of transcription by RNA polymerase II; neuron differentiation; forebrain neuron development
Cellular component (GO): nucleus
Molecular function (GO): DNA-binding transcription factor activity, RNA polymerase II-specific; RNA polymerase II transcription regulatory region sequence-specific DNA binding
Source: RefSeq, a predicted model, not a curated record
CGUAGUGAUGUGUUCAAUGCAGUUCGGAAGAAAUAUUUCCACCAUUUCCCCUAAAUUAUACCAGAAAAAGAGAAGAACCCGCUUUGAAAUCGCGGCAAUUAAGUGUCAAGAGUUUAAUGAGACCUCUUCACCUUUGGGUCGCUCUGGUUGCGCGUUUGUGCCAAAUGUGUGGUUUUAAUUGCUGUUAUUAAAUAAAUCAAUUCUCUUCUUCCUCUGAUUCUUCAGAGGUUUUGAUUGGCAUGCGUAAUUGAUACAUUUGGGGUUAAGGCAUUGUGUGUAAACCGUUUCCGAAUCCCUAAUGCUGAUUUCAAGUACAUAAUAUCUACUGCACAGAUAACCAUUAGCCUUCUCCAAGAGUCGGACGUGUUUUAAUAAUGACUGAAAUUCUUAAAGUCUAAAUGUAGUUUUGGUAGGCUAAUUGUUGCGGUUGUCAUGGUGAAGAGAAGAGUGGAUGAUGUUUAUGGGAUGGAGCGCGUACAUUUAAAGGCUGUUUCGGUGAGGGUUUGGAAAUCCGGAGCGCAUUCACCAGUCAUGUCUACGGGUCGCAGUGAGGAUUUUACCAACAAGUGCAGAGAAGUUACAAGCGACAUUUGUAUGAGUUCAUCAGAGCUUGUGAGUGGCCUAUUAGAUCCAGCUUCUCCAUCUGCUUUACCCCAAAAAAUGGCAUCUGAUGCUUUCCAAGGCAAAGUAGCUUGCACAGGGUGUAGAGAUGACAUCCUAGACAGGUAUCUGCUGAAGGUAAAUGACUUGUGCUGGCAUGUGCGAUGCCUUUCAUGCUGCGUUUGCCAAACCACUCUGAGCGGACACACAACCUGCUAUGUUAGAGGGCGAGAGGUCUUCUGCAAACUAGAUUACUUCAGGAGGUAUCGGACAUGGUGCUCGUGCUGUGGGGAAAUGGUUCACUCCACAGAUUGGGUACGCAGGGCGAAGGGAAAUGUUUACCACCUGGCAUGCUUCUUGUGCUUCUCCUGUAAGAGGCAGCUGUCCACAGGCGAGGAGUUUGCUUUGGUUGGGCAAAAAUUGUUGUGUCGAGUCCAUUAUGACAGCAUGCUGGACAAACUCAAAGGGGCUUCUGAAAAAGGGAAAACCAUUUGUCUUGAUGGUGCGUUGCCUACAGGUUGUGAGAUAAACCAAAAGCCAUCAAAAAGAGCACGUACCAGUUUCACUUCAGACCAGCUACAGGUCAUGCAGGCUCAGUUUGCUCAGGACAAUAACCCAGAUGCACAGACACUUCAGAGGCUUGCUGAACAGACUGGGCUUAGCCGACGCGUCAUUCAGGUGUGGUUUCAAAACUGUCGUGCCCGUCAUAAGAAGCACAUCUCUCCCCCUCAUUCAGGAAUAUCGACAGGAGGUCUGUCUUCACCACGGCCGGUUUCCAACCUAAAUGAACUGCAUUAUACAGACACAUCCAUGCUUACAGCGUUACACAACAUCUGCAUCGAUGUUCACACUCCAUGUCUACUCUAUCAGCCAUUAUUGUCCCACCAAUCAACACACCUACCAGUCAGCAGCAGCUAAACAUUUUACAAUUCAGUUGUAAAUGUUGUGCCAAUUAUUAUAUUUAUGUCACUAAUACCUUUGUAUUAAAUGUAUUCAUUUGUAUGUUUUAAUUUAUUAAUGUGUUUUGUUCCUAACCAAUGCGGUCUAAGUAAAAAUAACUUC